This is a messenger RNA of Neurospora tetrasperma FGSC 2508, 198 nucleotides long. RefSeq lists its product as uncharacterized. The transcript has 2 exons. The coding region runs from base 1 to 198 and encodes 65 amino acids. Lineage: Eukaryota; Fungi; Ascomycota; Sordariomycetes; Sordariales; Sordariaceae. The record is from RefSeq and is a predicted model, not a curated record.
AUGGUCUUCGAAUGGGUCAUGGACAGCUUCUCCCCUAUGGUGGUUAUGGGUCUCUUCGCCGUCUUCCGGAUGCCACUCGGGCUUCUGCAGUUGCCCACACUCCAGUUUGAUGCGCCUCAUAACACCACUUCGAACCCUACCGUCGGCGCGUUGACACCCGAGUAUAACGCCGUGAUUGCAUUACGUAAGCGGGAUUAA